Tachysurus fulvidraco (yellow catfish) is the source of this 2037-nucleotide messenger RNA. RefSeq names its product GTPase IMAP family member 8. NCBI's taxonomy places the organism in Eukaryota, Metazoa, Chordata, Actinopteri, Siluriformes, Bagridae. The record is from RefSeq and is a predicted model, not a curated record. Gene Ontology annotation, molecular function: GTP binding. The coding region runs from base 64 to 1455 and encodes 463 amino acids. The transcript has 4 exons.
CUACAUCUGUGUUGACUUCACAUAGGCACCUUUCUUCUUGUGAUUUUCCAUCACUGUGGUGCAAUGUCUGCAAAUAAUCAGGAAGCAUUUACUGAUACAGUACAGAUUGUUUUAAUCGGUGCUUCGGGCUCUGGUAAGAGCUGCUCUGGAAACACAAUAUUGGGCCAAAAACUGUUUGCAUCAGAAGCAUCUGCAAUGUCUGUGACAUGUGAAUUCCAAAUGAUGGAAGAGAUAAUCAAAGGCUGGCAGGUUAAAAUAAUGGAUACUCCAGGCUGGAACUGCACUGAACUCACUAAAAAUGAUGCCAUGCUUGAAAUAGUACAGGCUGUACGAUGUCUUGAUGGACCUUACUCUUUUCUCCUUGUCAUACGUGUUGGCUCUAUGGAAACUGAAGAAGAACUUAAUCAAAUCUAUGAACUUAAAAAGGUCUUUGGACCCUCCUUUAUGGAUCAUACUACAAUCCUGUUUACACGCAGUGAUGACCUUGAGGGUAAAUCUUUUAAGGACUUCAUUAGGGAAGGAAGUAAAGAGUUUCAUAAUCUAUUAAAGCAAUGUGGGGACAGAUACCACUGCUGGAACAACAGAGAUAAAACACCUGUUGAUGCAGUGGAAAGGUUACUAAAGGAUUUAAAAAAGACAGAGCUGAGAAACACAUGCUCCCAAGCAAACCAUAUAGAAGAAAACCCUUCUGGUUUUUCCUCUUAUGGCGAUCAGCAAGAAAAUGUAGUGACUGCUAGCAAGAGAUCAAAAAAUGCAAUAGACUCAGAAAAAUGUAUGUAUGGAAAUCCCAUCAGAGUUUUAUUUCUUGGAAGAAACAGAGUGGGAAAGACGUCAAGCAUCAAGACCCUUCUCAGGAAAUGUGAACAGUGUAAAAUCAGAGAAGGCUCAAUUUCUGCACGGACUACCACUGGCCUGACUCUGAAACUGGUAGAAUCUCCUGUCUUUGAUGAUAAUGUGGAACAAAUCCAGAUGGCCAUCUCAAAAUCACUGUCUGACUGCUGUCCUGGACCUCAUGUCAUUAUUAUAGUGCUCAACAUUGAGCGAUUCACUCUAGCUGCAUAUACAGCCAUGAAACAUGUACAAGAUUGUCUUGGAGAAAAUGCCAAAAAACACACAAUGAUUCUCUUCACUGGAGCAGAUAAUUUGGAGGGUAAACCAAUUGAAAUCUUCAUUCAGGAGAAUCAGCAACUCAGUGAAUUAGUGAAAAUACAUAAAAACAGAUUCCAUGUGCUCAAUAACAGAGACAUCAGGAAUGAGAUUCAAGUGAAUGAACUCCUGAAGAAGAUUAACGACGUGUAUGAACAAAAUAAUAAAGAAUUUUACACAAAACUACGAAAAUCUCCGGAUUCUGAUCAACAAAAAGGAAUGGCCUCUGCAAUGAGCAGCUCAGAUCGUAAUGUAAAAGCUCCAACAACAGGCAUUAUAAAAACAAUCAAGACAUACCUGGGCAUAUAAGUAGCUUGGCUUCAUAUUAUACAAGCAGAAGAUGAAGAGUAUUUACAAAAUAUUGCAGUUAUUCCUGAAAUAUCAUAAAAACACCUGAAGCAGAGUUUUUUCUAAUAAUAACUGACACUUGGUCUGGUUAUGUGUUAUUUACUAUAUAUUGCUACAUGUGCUUGUUCCUUUUUGUUGUAUGAUUACUUUUUUAUUGUAAACCAAUGUUUAUUGCACAUUACAUAUUAGUGCUCUCUGAAAAUAAUUGUGUUGUUAUUUCAAACCCUAUAUUCUAUCCAGCCUUGUGUUCAAAUGCAAAAGAAUUCUGCUUUGUUCUUCUAUCUCUUUCACUCAGUUUUUCUACUCUGAUAUAAACCAUCUAGACAUAUUAAUUACCUUUUUUCUCGUAAACCAUUGUUUAUUGCACUUUCUUGUAUUGCUCUAUUAUUAGAUGUUAUUCUGUAUAAUUAGAUAUCAUGACUGUAUUGGUUAUAGUUUUCCUGCUUGUCUUGUGAUUAGUGUUUGUAGAUUCCUAAAACUAAUAAGACAUAUGAUUCAGCGAUUCUUUCUGUAUUUGGAGACAUCUCAAUAAUCAGCUAUAAU